UUAAGCGUGAAAGUCGACCGGAAAUUAAACAACAUGGCGAGUUGCGGGGAACCAUCCCGAUCGCCGGAGGCAACGGCGGAGGACGUACCGGCGGGCCUCACGGCGGAGGAGUACGCGGAUCUACGUCCCAGGAUCGAUUCCCACCACCGGUACCGCGUGGGCCCUGGGCAGUGCUCCUCGCUGCUGGCCCAGCGCAUCCGCGCCCCCGCCGCGGCGGUCUGGUCGGUGGUCCGGCGAUUCGACAGCCCGCAAGUCUACAAGCACUUCAUCCGCAGCUGCGCCAUCAGUGGCGGGGCGGGGGAGGAAAUCCGGCCGGGGUGCCUCCGCGAAGUGAGCGUCAUCUCUGGGCUGCCCGCGAGCACCAGCACCGAGCGGCUCGACGUCCUCGACGAGGACCGGCGCGUGUCGGGAUUCACCAUCGUCGGCGGAGAGCACCGCCUCCGGAACUACCGAUCUGUCACCACCGUCGACGAGCUCCGCGGCGGAGGGGGCCAGAUCCGUGCGGUCGUGCUGGAGUCCUACAUCGUCGACGUGCCCGAAGGAAACACGGAGGAAGACACCCGGCUCUUCGCCGACACCGUCGUGCGCCUCAACCUCCAGAAACUCUCCUCCGUAGCGGCGGCCGCGGCCGCCGCAGAGUAGCGGCGGCGGAGCUGAGGCAGCGAAAUAGGGUAUUUUCUACGGGAAAAUUACAGAAACAUCCUUCUAUUUUGCUGCAAUCGCAGAAAACCUCUCUGCUGUUCAUCUUCUGCAUCAAACUUGGACGUUUCAAUAAUUCUCCCCCAUCUCUCUCUCUUCUUUGUUUCCUUUUCAAACUUUGAAUCAAAAAAGAGAAAUCUUUUUUCUCCAAAUGAUCUCUUUGUUCAUAGUUUUUAUUUUAUUAUUAUUGUUAUUAUUAUUUUUUCUGCAUUUUGUGAAUUAGGAAUUGCUGAUGAAUCUCAAUCUCUUAAUUAGGAGUUGGACUUUCAUAAUCUCUUGCCAUAAAUGAGUUUGUAUUUCUCUUCAAUAUUGUA
Molecule: messenger RNA, 1013 nt
Organism: Zingiber officinale
Lineage: Eukaryota; Viridiplantae; Streptophyta; Magnoliopsida; Zingiberales; Zingiberaceae
Product: abscisic acid receptor PYL10-like
Exons: 1
Coding region: 34-642 (202 amino acids)
Biological process (GO): abscisic acid-activated signaling pathway
Cellular component (GO): nucleus; cytoplasm
Molecular function (GO): protein phosphatase inhibitor activity; signaling receptor activity; abscisic acid binding
Source: RefSeq, a predicted model, not a curated record